Molecule: messenger RNA, 3757 nt
Organism: Manihot esculenta (cassava)
Lineage: Eukaryota; Viridiplantae; Streptophyta; Magnoliopsida; Malpighiales; Euphorbiaceae
Product: ubiquitin-activating enzyme E1 1
Exons: 7
Coding region: 291-3578 (1095 amino acids)
Biological process (GO): DNA damage response; ubiquitin-dependent protein catabolic process; protein ubiquitination
Cellular component (GO): cytoplasm; nucleus
Molecular function (GO): ubiquitin activating enzyme activity
Source: RefSeq, a predicted model, not a curated record
AGACUACUACAUUCCCUCCACCUAAACAUUUAAUAAAUCAUUUCAAAAUCCCAUUCUAAAACCGGAGCAGCUCACGUCAAUCCAUCAAAACACCGAACUUCUCCUCUCUCUCUCUCUCUCUCUCUCUCUCUCUCCAAAGGGAGAUGACAUGAAGCCAUCGCAUAAAUCUGAUCCAAUUCUUAAACCCUAAUCGAAUAUACCAUAACAAUUCUCAUCUUUGCUUCUUUCAUCUAUCUAAUCUUUCGCGAUCGCUUCCUUUCUUUUCGUGUUCUACUCGUUCAGCGCACUAUAUGCUUCCUACCAAGAGAGCUGGUGGAGGAGAGCUUGUAAUAGAGGAAGACGGACCGAUUCGCACCGCCACUGAAUCUCUAACUAAGAAACCCUGUUUAGAUUGUGUCGCCUCGGACGCGGCUGCUGCUGCAUCACCUGCAACCACGGGGAACGCUAAAAGUACCGGCAACAGCACCAUCUCCAUUAUCGCCGAUAAUAAUCACGGUAGCGGCGAACUUGAAUCCCCGAUCAUGACCCUCCGGAACGGGAACUCGCAGGAUAUUGAUGAGGAUCUUCACAGCCGUCAGCUUGCCGUCUAUGGCCGCGAGACCAUGCGGCGGCUCUUUGCGUCCAAUAUCCUUGUAUCGGGGAUGCAAGGCCUUGGCGCCGAAAUUGCGAAGAACUUAAUUCUUGCUGGGGUCAAGUCUGUGACCUUGCACGAUGAGGGAGUCGUAGAGUUAUGGGACUUGUCCGGCAAUUUUGUUUUUACAGAGGAAGAUGUGGGAAAGAAUCGGGCCCUUGCUUCUGUCCAAAAGUUGCAAGAAUUGAAUAACUCUGUAGUGAUUUCCACCUUAACUACUGAAUUGACGAAGGAACGAUUAUCUGAUUUUCAGGCUGUCGUAUUCACUGACUUGAGCUUAGAGAAGGCAGUUGAAUUUGAUGAGUACUGCCACAAUCAUCAGCCUCCUAUUGCUUUUAUAAAAUCUGAAGUUCGGGGCCUUUUUGGUAGUGUGUUUUGUGACUUUGGCCCUGAAUUUAUGGUACUGGAUGUUGAUGGUGAGGACCCACAUACAGGCAUAAUUGCCUCCAUUAGCAACGAUGAUCCGGCACUUGUGGCUUGUGUGGAUGACGAGAGGCUUGAGUUUCAGGAUGGUGAUUUGGUUGUGUUCUCUGAAGUUCAAGGGAUGACAGAACUGAAUGAUGGAAAACCAAGAAAGGUUACAAAUGCUAGACCCUACUCGUUCCAAAUUGAGGAAGACACAACAAAGUAUGGUUCAUAUGUGAAAGGUGGUAUUGUGACACAAGUGAAGCAACCUAAGGUGUUGAAUUUUAAGCCAUUGCGGGAUGCACUGAAGGAUCCGGGAGAUUUCCUUCUUAGUGAUUUCUCUAAAUUUGAUCGCCCACCUCUCUUACACUUGGCAUUUCAGGCAUUGGAUAAGUUUAUUUCAGAAUUGGGACGUUUUCCAGUUGCUGGCUCAGAGGAGGAUGCUCAAAAAUUGAUAUCUUUUGUGGCCAGCAUCAAUGAUAGCUUGCCAGAUGGGAGGCUUGAAGAAAUAAAUGAAGAAAUUCUUCGCCUUUUUGCAUUCGGUGCUAGGGCCGUCCUUAAUCCCAUGGCUGCAAUGUUUGGUGGUAUAGUUGGGCAGGAAGUUGUGAAGGCCUGCUCUGGGAAGUUCCAUCCUCUUUUUCAGUUUUUCUACUUUGACUCGGUGGAGUCCCUUCCCACAGAAUCUUUGGAUCCCAGUGACUUGAAGCCCUUGAAUAGCCGUUAUGACGCACAAAUUUCGGUCUUUGGGUCUAAGCUUCAGAAAAAACUAGGAGAUGCUAACGUUUUUAUGGUAGGAUCUGGCGCACUUGGGUGUGAGUUCUUGAAGAAUUUGGCUUUGAUGGGGGUCUCUUGUUGUGAAAAAGGGAAGCUGAUAAUCACAGAUGAUGAUGUCAUUGAAAAGAGUAACCUCAGUAGACAGUUCCUUUUCCGGGACUGGAACAUUGGACAGGCUAAAUCAAUGGUAGCUGCAUCUGCUGCUACUUUGAUUAAUCCUCAUCUCAACAUUGAAGCACUGCAGAACCGUGCUAGUCCUGAGACUGAGAGUGUUUUUAAUGAUACAUUCUGGGAGAAUCUAAGUGUUGUUAUAAAUGCUCUGGAUAAUGUGAAUGCUAGGCUUUACAUUGAUUCAAGAUGCUUAUAUUUCCAGAAGCCCCUUCUGGAGUCGGGAACCCUUGGUGCCAAGUGCAACACUCAGAUGGUCAUUCCUCACCUGACUGAAAAUUAUGGUGCUUCACGAGACCCACCUGAAAAGCAAGCACCUAUGUGCACAGUUCAUUCUUUCCCACAUAACAUAGAUCACUGCUUGACAUGGGCUCGAUCUGAGUUUGAGGGUUUGCUUGAGAAGACGCCUACUGAAGUUAAUGCCUAUCUGAGAAAUCCAAAGGAAUACACAUCUGCAAUGAAGAAUGCUGGUGAUGCUCAGGCAAAGGACAACUUGGAGCGUAUUCUCGAGUGCCUUGACAAGGAGAGGUGUAAAGAAUUCCAAGAUUGCAUAACAUGGGCUCGUCUGAAAUUCGAGGACUAUUUUGUUAACCGUGUGAAGCAAUUGACAUUCACUUUUCCUGAGGAUGCAACAACCAGUAAUGGAACACCAUUCUGGUCAGCUCCCAAGCGAUUCCCCCAACCACUGGAAUUUUCCACUGAUGAUCUCAGCCACCUUCAUUUUGUUAUGGCAGCAUCCAUCUUGCGUGCUGGAAUAUUUGGCAUUCCAGUUCCUGAUUGGGUUAAGUCUCCUAAGAAGCUGGCUGAUGCUGUUAGCAAAGUCAUGGUCCCUAAAUUUCAGCCUAAGGAAAAUGUGAAGAUUGAGACUGAUGAGAAAGCCACAAACAUUCCUCCAUCGUCUGUUGAUGAUGCUUUAGUGAUUGAUGAAUUGAUCAUUAAGUUAGAGAAUUGCCAGCAGCACUUGUUGCCUGGUUUCAAGAUGAAUCCAGUUCAGUUUGAGAAGGAUGAUGAUACAAACUAUCAUAUGGACAUGAUAGCUGGACUUGCAAACAUGAGGGCAAGGAAUUACGGCAUCCCUGAGGUUGACAAGCUCAAGGCGAAAUUCAUCGCUGGAAGGAUCAUACCAGCAAUUGCAACCUCCACUGCUUUGGCAACUGGCCUUGUUUGCUUGGAACUGUAUAAGGUUCUUGAUGGAGGACACAAACUGGAGGACUACAGAAACAGCUUUGCUAACCUGUCACUCCCUCUGUUCUCUAUGGCCGAGCCAGUUCCACCCAAGAAGAUCAAACAUCAAGAUAUGAGCUGGACAGUGUGGGAUAGAUGGAUCUUAACAGACAACCCAACAUUAAGGGAGCUUCUUGACUGGCUUAAAAACAAGGGCUUAAAUGCUUACAGCAUUUCAUAUGGCAGUUGCCUACUUUACAACAGCAUGUUCCCUAGGCAUAAAGAACGCAUGGACAAGAAGCUGGUUGAUCUGGCUAGAGAGGUAGCUAAAGCAGAAUUGCCUCCAUAUCAGCAACACUUUGAUGUGGUGGUUGCUUGUGAGGACGAUGAAGACAAUGAUAUUGAUAUUCCUCAAAUUUCCAUUCGCUUGGGGUAGGUUUCUAGCCCUUGAAAUUUAGCAUUUGAUCUUUUAGGACUGGAAAUGAGUGCUAUAAGCUUAACGGCAUUGGUUAUGAAUAAUAGUAUUCAUGAACAAAUUGUAUAUUUGGUAUCAUACUAUCAUUGCCUGUUUCAAAUAUUGAUUACAAUUACAAGCUGUCCUACUUUUGAACCUCA